Molecule: messenger RNA, 2683 nt
Organism: Mycena citricolor
Lineage: Eukaryota; Fungi; Basidiomycota; Agaricomycetes; Agaricales; Mycenaceae
Source: the annotation of a GenBank genome assembly
ACCUUCCCUUUUGGGCCACCCGCCAUUCGCGAUCUUAAAACCCAGUCGCAGCCUACGAAACGUGUCUUUUCCCCCGCCUCCAUUCUUUGCUGGCCGUCCAUGUCGUUCCCCGUCGCCAGCACUUAUAUUUCCCACCUUCAAGCAAUAUCACCCUCUCUUUUCUUCGCUGUUCCCCUUGCAGCCGUUGUCCUCUUCUUCUUCGCAAUAUCACGUUCCCUUGCGCACAACAGGCGUCGCGCCUCCUCCUCUAUCCAUGUCUACACCAGCCGACAGAAACGACGCGUCGCACUUGCGUUCCUAGUCGUAUUCUCUCUGGCGCUCCUCGCCAUCUUGGCAGGCUCCAUCUCCUUCUUUCGCGAUCGAACGCCCUCUCUACCUGUUUCCGUACUGUAUGCGUUCGUGUCUGCCACUCUUUAUCUCGAGUUGAUGGGCGCGAUUCUGUACUUAUUUUCUGUGGUCACAAAUCUCCGUUCGGCCCAUCCGGUUUUUUUGUCCCUAUUGUAUUAUUUUUGCCAUACUUUUAAUGUCUGGUGGGUGGUCCCAGUGCAAUCCACCGCGGGUGCUGAUGAUCACGUUGAAGCUACCUUGACCUCGAUCGUCGGCUCGUUCAAGCCCGUCCCACUUCUAAUCGCUCCCGUUUUGUAUCUCGUCGCGAUCAUUCUCGCCGUUCCCAUCCUGGUGCUGGGGCACCUAUCCGGUCUCAACAUUUCUGGAGCAUGUUUGGCACCACAGAUUGUCCUGUCAUCACCAUCUUCAUAUCCGCGAUCGUCGUCGGAGAAACCUCGAAUAUUCGCUGACAUUCCCCUUGAAGUCGAGACUUUGGCUCUUUCAUCGCCUGCUCCUCGUAGCAUUUCGGUUUGUGUCGCGUUCGGACAUGUAUCAGCCGUGCUCCAUCUGUGCUUGGAAAUCGCAGCCGCUGUACACUCGAUGCCAGAAUCUUUGAUUUUCAGGAUUGUGGGCAAUGCAUUUUUGGUGUUAUGGACAAUCUGCACUAUCGCCGCAUUCUUCCAGUUUUUCCUACUCGUGCACCACUCUUCGAGAUCUACGGAAUCGUCCAUUCACACCUCGACGAUGCUCACAACGGCAUCAGAAGCAACUGCGUUCAUACCAACCCCACCGCGUGGUCAUCAGGCCAAGUCGGGAUCCCGUUCAUCCUCUUUUUCGUCGCCACGGCCCCAGCGGAAGCCCAUACCAAGCGCCCAACUCUUUCGCUCAAUCAGUCCCGGAACAGAGGACUGUCAGAAUCUAAAAGACCCUUUUGCGACCCCACCUUCGUCGAUCCGAAUCAGCCACGUUCCCAGCUCUGAGGAGGGACAUCGUCCCACACGGCUGAGUGCCUGGGGAUCUCUCCCGUUGACGCCGCCGAUUGCGCUGCCCAGAACAAGAACACGUGUCCGCGUCCCACCCAAGUUCUCUGGGCGACGUCCGCUGCAGCCUUCCAAAUCGGACCGAGCGUUGUUCAGCAGCUCGCCACCGGCAGACGGCUACGACCGGCGAUUGACGUCGAGGAAGCUCUACUCGCCCAACAAUUGCUGAGGCGAUUGGACGCAGCCGGUGCUGGCACUGGCCCGAAGACGCGACAAUUCUAGGGAUUUUAAUUGGGAAUAAUUUUGCUUGUUUCACUGUAGCUCGUAUGUACUACUGUAUGUUGUACGUUUACCACCUUGUAGUCAAUAAUUUGAAAACACUCGCAUUAGCGUUUAGAACAUAGAUAUCAACUUUUUCACAUUGAGAUUGUACGAUACACGAGUUACAAGCCGGGAGCACCAAAAUGACUCUGCGCAUUGGCCCAGAUUGAGUUGAGCACAAACGCCUCACUCAAAAGCAUCUCGAUCUCAUGGUCUCCCCAGGUUUGGGUCGGCAGCGACUGCAAGAACAUGAUGAUGCCCUGGAAGUCCAUCUGGCGCAGUUUCUCACUCCACUUGACAAGGAAGGCCGAGCAGACAUAGAGGUGGAACUGCGAGAAAGCAUCCGGUCCUUCUGCCUAGUCCACCAUUAGACCAUAGCCGCGUGUCAAAGCACCGGACUGACCAAGUAAGUGUCCCACAUCCUAACCGUGUUCCGCACGCUGAUCUCGCGCAUUAGAAGACAAUUCAUCCACCGGAAGGCAAAUUGCAUGAAUUCCACUCCUUCCGUUGCCAAGUGCGUCGAGAGGGGCGCAUCAAUUCGAGCGACAAGCUCUGACAUGCGUCGAACACUACGUUGGAUGCCGGGCUGGGCACUGAUGUAGUUGUCUUGGAUGCCGUCCAGAAGCCUGCUGAGACACCAAAAUGCAUCCGCCUCCACAGCUUCCAAUGCGCUCUGGGGGAGGAUUGCUGGGUCAAACAGUUCCGGAUCUGAAUCAACAUAUGCGGAAAGAAACACCUGCACAAACGGUGUAACGAGAUCAUUGAUCCCCUGCACAUAACCGCUGGCAGGAUGUCGGAUCGCCCAAACGUAUAGCACCCGUUCCAGGAGACGUUGCGUGGCAGCAUGCAUCCAUAAACGCACCCCAGGACGUGUGCGCGGGACGUCGAUCUCAAUUUGAUGCCAUAUUUGCUGGUCUAGACCUUCUCGAUUGCGCGCGAACGCGACUUCGACAAGAGAUUGAUAUUCUGAACGCUUCCGGGCCAAAGUAACUGCGCGUAGCGGGGUGGGGAGAGGGAGAUAGCCCAGCAAGAGUUGCCAGGCCAUAGGUCGGAAG